AUGGCUUCUGCGUUACACAAACUGAGCUUUACGGCAAUCAGAUACUCACACAGGACUUGUGCACGCCGGAAAGCCUUCUCAUCACUCGACCGAAGCCGCCAAUUCCACCAGUCUCCUAUUGCUCGCGCGAGAAAUAAUGAUGAUGUUGAUGAUAACCAUAAUGAGGGUCCACCACCUGGAUCUCAGAAGGAGGCAUUCCAGUUCAACCUUUCCGACCUCUCCAAAGAGGAACGCGCAGCCUACAAAGCCCUCACUCCCUCGGAGCAAGCAGAAGCUGUAGAAGAAGCUCGCGCAAUCCAUGACCACUAUGCACAACCCCAAAUCAGCUCACAAAUCAACAGCGCCGUCUCCCUAGCCGCAAAUGAGGUUCUCGAUGAAAUGCCUCACAUCGACCCUAAGCCACCACAGAGGAUUGAAGGAUUCAUGGCAAUGGGCGAGGACGAGCCGGAAAUGAUUGGCGAGGAUCCCGAGUUCGAGGGGGAUGAUAUCACGAGUCUAGCGCAUGGGGAGCUGGAGCAGCAUCGAGAGAUGAGACAGUACGCUCGAUUGGCCGUGUGGGAAAUGCCUUUGUUGUACAAGCUAAGGAAACCUUUUGAGCCGCCUACGCUAGAGCGGCCGCUGCGUUUUCGAUCUACGACUUAUUUGGGGGAGUCGCAUCCAGCGGCCAGAAAGAUCGUUUGCGAGUUCACCACGGAAGAUAUUCGACAGGCUGCAGACCUCACGGAGGCUCAGCGCGUCAAGUUGAUUAAAUUGGUGGGCGUGCGCUACAACCCGGAUACUGAUGUGGUGAAGAUGAGCUGCGAAACUCAUAAGACACCAGCUCAGAACAAGAAGUACCUAUCUGAUCUAGUUGAUACUCUUAUCAAGGAGGCACAAGAUGAUAGGGACAUGUUAGAAGACGUGCCAGUGGAUCUACGACAUCACAAGCGGAAACCCGUCUACAACUUUCCCAUGGAGUGGAAGCUAAAUGCUGAGAAGAGGCAGAAGCUGAUUGAGGAUAGGGAGAAGAGAAUGGAGAUUGAGGAGGCCAAAGAUGGUGCAGGACAGAUUGUUGAUGGGAUGAUUGUCGUCGAGCAGGCACUACAGAUACCAGUGGGGAGGGUGCGGAGUGCUUUACCUCUUGAGCAGGCAAGAAAUUUGGACAGAGUUGCAAGGAGUCCUAGGAUAAGAUAA
Bacidia gigantensis is the source of this 1173-nucleotide messenger RNA. RefSeq lists its product as uncharacterized. Gene Ontology annotation, cellular component: mitochondrial small ribosomal subunit. The record is from RefSeq and is a predicted model, not a curated record. The transcript has a single exon. Gene Ontology annotation, molecular function: structural constituent of ribosome. Gene Ontology annotation, biological process: mitochondrial translation. The coding region runs from base 1 to 1173 and encodes 390 amino acids. Lineage: Eukaryota; Fungi; Ascomycota; Lecanoromycetes; Lecanorales; Ramalinaceae.